Messenger RNA from Antrostomus carolinensis (chuck-will's-widow), 820 nucleotides. RefSeq names its product 1-acylglycerol-3-phosphate O-acyltransferase 5 (gene AGPAT5). The record is from RefSeq and is a predicted model, not a curated record. Gene Ontology annotation, biological process: phosphatidylinositol acyl-chain remodeling. NCBI's taxonomy places the organism in Eukaryota, Metazoa, Chordata, Aves, Caprimulgiformes, Caprimulgidae. Gene Ontology annotation, molecular function: acyltransferase activity. The coding region runs from base 65 to 709 and encodes 214 amino acids. The transcript is spliced from 5 exons. Gene Ontology annotation, cellular component: mitochondrion; endomembrane system; endoplasmic reticulum.
UUUUUUUCUCUGUUAGCAUGGAGGAGUCUAUGUAAAAAGAAGUGCCAAAUUCAAUGAAAAAGAAAUGAGAGAUAAGCUGCGGGCACAGGUGAAAGCUGAGACUCCGAUGUAUUUAGUGAUUUUUCCAGAGGGGACUCGUUACAAUCCAGAGAUACCAAAAGUCAUUGCAGAUAGUCAAUCAUUUGCUGAAAAGGAAGGACUUGCUAUAUUAAAGCAUGUGCUAACACCACGUGUGAAGGCAACUCAUGUAGCCAUUGAUACAAUGAAAGACUAUCUGGAUGCAGUGUAUGAUGUGACUGUAGCUUAUGAAGGUACUGUGGACCACAAAGGGCAAAGAAAACUGGCACCAUCUAUGACAGAGUUUCUUUGCAAGGAAUGCCCAAGAGUUCAUGUUUUCAUUGAUCGAAUUGAACUGAAGGACAUUCCAGAAGAGCAGAUGUAUAUGAGAAGGUGGCUUCAUGAACGUUUUGAAAUAAAGGAUAAGUUACUAAUAGAGUUUUAUGAUGCGAAGGAUUCUAAAAGAAGAAAUAAGUUCCCUGGAAAAAGUGUUCAUUCCAAACUAAGCCUCAAGAAAACUUUGCCAUCUUUGCUGUUUUUAGGUGGCCUGACUGCUAGUAUGCUUCUGACAGAAUCUGGAAGAAAACUUUAUGUAAAAACAUGGAUAUAUGGGACUUUAAUUGGCUGCCUGUGGGUUAGCAUUAAACCAUAAGCAGAUGUUAGUCUCCAAUCAGUGAAAUGUGCAGUCUUUUCUUGCACAUUGCACCAAACAUUUUCCUGACUUUAUAGUAAAAAAAGAAAUGUAAAUAAAGCCUUAUUGAUC